Mytilus californianus (California mussel) is the source of this 4090-nucleotide messenger RNA. RefSeq names its product protocadherin-9-like. Gene Ontology annotation, cellular component: plasma membrane. The record is from RefSeq and is a predicted model, not a curated record. Gene Ontology annotation, biological process: homophilic cell-cell adhesion. Lineage: Eukaryota; Metazoa; Mollusca; Bivalvia; Mytilida; Mytilidae. The transcript has 9 exons. Bases 382 to 3453 code for a protein of 1023 amino acids. Gene Ontology annotation, molecular function: calcium ion binding.
AUUUUGUUCAUAUAUUGAAGUGAGCACCUGAAGACCAGACAAAUUUAUCAACAGAUUUUAAGAUAUGAGUGGAAGAUCAGAAAUGUCACAUGACCUAAAGUUUGAUAACUGACAUCUCGGUUUUUGACAAGUUUAUCGUCAUUUUUUACCUGAGCCUUAGUAUUAAAGGGACUAGAUAUCACUGUCAUACAAAGAUUUGAUAUUCAAGAAAGAUCAAGAAAAACAGUUUAAAGUAAAGAUUUUUGUUUUUAAAGUGAUUAAGAGGAGACAUUGAUGCCUGAUGAUGAUAUAUCUAUAGUUUGGAUUGUAAAGGUACAAGUACUGGUUUGCCAUUGGCACUAGGAUUCAUUGAUACGUGUAUUCAAAAAUAACUUCAUCACAAUGGUGCUACACAUAUUCAUUGGACUAUUUUACAUAGUAACAGUUUGCUAUGGUGAGAACAUCAUCAAUUUUCAACUUAUGGAAGAAAUGCCAUUAAAUACACCAGUUGGCAGUUUAGCAACAAAUAGUGGACUUCAAGUAAAUAUGACAUCCCAAGAGUUUAAUAAUCUUAGGUAUAGUUUCUUAGAUCAAACAGACAUGCAGAAUUUGUUUAACAUCAACGAUAAAACUGGUGACCUGCAAACCAAAAUUCAAAUCGACAGGGAACAUGUCUGUGAUUUUGUAGAUUCCUGUGUUCUAAAAUUUGAUAUUGCAAUCCAUUCCUCUGUUCCUGCUAUGUUUAAAAUCUACUCUGUUCAGAUCACACUGCUUGACAAAAAUGACCAUUCACCAAAAUUUCCGUCAGAUAUUGUUAAUCUACAAGUACUGGAAUCAUCACCCAUUGGUACAUCUGUUACCAUUGACGAUGCAACAGAUUUAGAUUCUAGCCCAAAGUAUUCAGUUCAGAGCUAUGAAAUAGUUCCAUCCAAUAGUAUUUUUCGUCUGGAUUCAACACCUAAAGUAGAUGGUGGAUUUUGGUUGAACCUAGUUUUACUUCAGAAGUUAGACAGAGAAAAACUAGAUCAUUAUCAACUUCAAAUUGUUGCAAAAGAUGGAGGCUUUCCUCCAAACGUAGGAACAGCAACUGUUAAUGUGGAAGUUACAGAUGACAAUGAUAAUUCUCCAGUUUUUGUACAAGAUGUUUACAAUAUCAGUAUCGCAGAAGGUACAGAGUCAAACACAGCAAUAUUGGCAAUCUCUGCUACUGACAAAGACAUUGGUGAUAAUGGAAAGGUCACUUAUAGCUUCAGUUCUAGACAAAAUGGAUUGGACUCGAUUACAAGUCUGUUUUCAAUAAAUGAAACCACUGGAUUUUUAUCUGUGAUUGGGAAUAUUAUCUAUGAAGCCGGCAAGGUAUUUAAGAUUUAUGUGGAUGCAAGUGAUCACGGAACAUCUCCAAAAAGUUCACAAGCCACUGUUCAUAUUAAUAUCAUGGAUACGGGGAAUAACCAACCUAUCAUUCGAAUUAACUUUAUCAGUUUGGGAAGUAAUGAUGUCGUGAAUAUUUCCGAGUCUUCCAACAUUGCAACACUUGUAGCGUCUCUAAACAUAGAAGAUCCAGACACUGGAGCCAAUGGUAAUGUUUCUUGUAGUUUGUCCGGAGAAUUUCUAUCUCUUCAACCUAUUUCCAAUAAGAAAGGAUAUCUUAUAAUGAUAAAAAAGAAAUUUGACAGAGAAAAGCAAGAUUAUCAUAAUAUUCUAGUGACAUGCCAAGAUCAGGGAUCACCUGUUAAAAGCACCACAAAAGUUUUCCACGUUCGAGUGUUAGAUGACAAUGAUUGUACUCCAGAAUUCUUACUGGCAAACUAUUUUGCUUCCAUGGACGAAAAUAACUUAAAAGGGACCCCUAUCACAAAAGUAUCGGCCAAAGAUGAUGAUUUAAGUCCAAAUAAUGAUGUUCAAUAUUUCUUGGACUCUGAUUCAGAGGGAAGGUUUGCAAUAAAUUCUGUAUCUGGAGUGAUCACAGCUAAUACAGUUUUUGAUCGUGAACAGGCUCUGAACUAUAAAUUUACAGUAUUAGCAGUAGACAGUGGUAAUCCUCCUUUAACUGGUACGGCCUCAGUGAUAUUGACAAUCAAAGAUGUCAAUGAUAAUGCACCAUACUUUGAUGAUGUUCCAUUUUUCCAAUUUUUUGUUAAAGAAAAUGCUGAUACAAAAAAUCCUAUUGACAAACUAACCGCUCAUGACAAAGAUGAAGAUGGAACAAGAAAUUCUGAUAUAACAUUUUCGCUUGACCCCCAAUUCUCAGAUGCAAAUUUGCCUUUCAUUGUGUAUCCACAGGGGAAUAUUUAUACUAACAUGAAACUUGACCGUGAAAAGCAUAGUAGUUACCAGUUUACAGUUAUUGCUAAAGAUCAAGGAACACCACAGAUGUCUGCUUCCAUGGAUGUGAAAGUUUAUGUAUCUGAUGAUAAUGACAAUAGGCCAAAUAUUACUUUCCCAACAAAACAAAACAACACUGUCAAAAUCCCAUAUUCUGUUGAAGUUGGGACUAUGAUCACACAAGUUAAGGCAGUUGAUUUGGAUGAAACUGGACCGAAUAGUCAAUUAGAUUACAGGAUAAAAUCAGGGAAUGAUCAGGAUGUUUUUAUGAUUGGGUCUACCACAGGGAAAGUGUAUCUGAAGAGGACCUACGAAAUUACUUCCGAUAAAAUGUUUCCUCUAAAAAUUGAAGUAAACGAUAAUGGCAAAACAAAACUGAACAGUAGUGAAACUUUAAGAAUUGUUCUUCUGUUUGCUAACAUGACAACAGCGGCACAAGAAUCUGGCUCUGGUAACAGGAAUAUAAUCAUUUCUAUUGUUGUGAUAGCGUUGACAGUCGUCAUAUCGGCAGCCAUGAUUGCCAUCAUUCUGAUUUUACGGUACAAGGACAAACAAGAUAAAGAACAAGGCCAGAAGCCAUUAACAUACCCACAAAUAACACCACAGGAGAAAACAAUGGCAAAUGGUUUAUCUAAAGAUAUGGACAUGCAAAUAAAAAAGAAAAAAGAAGUCAGCUUCUCUAUUGAUGAGGAUUUAGACAACAUGGAGUUGUAUAACACAAAUUCAACAACUACAUCAGUAUUUAAUGAUUUUGAGAAGCAACAUGAAAAGUACAAAGUUAACAAGAAAGGUCUACACGUAGAAUUUCCUGAACAAAAGGGACAUCAUAGUUUCGACAAUAUAAGUGAGUUAUCAGAUGAAGCAACAAACUCAGACAGUGGUCAUGGCAGCAGUGAUGUGGAUAUAACUAACCAAUCAAAUGGAGCACAGAGUGAUGUAAAGUUUGCACCUAAAUCUGUGAGACUGCAGCCAGUAUUAUCAGCAAAGUGUCAGUCACCCAUUAGGGCCGAUGAUGUAUUGACCAUAGUGACAAAUAAUGGCCACAGAAACUCAUUUGACAAUUCACAUCGUAGCUUAAUACUAGACGGUCGAAAAAAAUCUGGUAACAGUGCCAAAUCAAAGGACAACUGGGUACCAUCGUAUGUGUAAUAUAUGUAUAAAAGUUUCCACAGUAUAGUGCAAUAUAUCAGAGAAAUGGACAACUUAAUACUCAGAUGAAAUAUAUGGAUAUUUCUUGAUUGUCAUGUGAAAUACUGGAAUUAUAUAUGAAGACCAUAUGAUAGUCACCUUACUAAAUAUUCAGUGAUACCCUGAUGAACGAAACAAGGCUCUACCUAGAAAACUUGUAUUGACAAAUGGAUUCAACUGAAUCAAGGACCAUAUGUUCAGUUGGAGGAAUUUGAAUCCAGAAUCAAAGAGAGGCUGUAAAGGGAGACUAUUGAAAAGGAAAUCAGUUGAUUAUUCAGACAGAGGAGAUGAUUUUGAUUUUGAUGUGGAUGUGGAAUUUUCAAUUUAAACAUGUGUAGAGUGUAGACUGUUUUAACAAUGUUUCCCACAUUGUAUUUAUAUAAUGCACUAUCAAGAAACCAAGACCAAUUUGAAAUGAAUUUUUCAAUAUCUCAAUUUGAUCAUACAGUUGUUUUACAUUACUGUUUGCAUUCAUCACCACUUCAUUCAUAUAUAAACAGCAUUAAUUUGUGAUAUUCAAUGUACAGGGUAUAUAUUUUGUUAUGUAUUUAUACAAUUGUUAAAAUUUAUACAUAAAAUAAAAUUAUGAAACACUAAA